AUGUACCAUUGGGCAGUACCGACAGCGAUUUUGUUCAUUCUGAACAUUGUCUUCUUGGAAGCACUGGCACUGAUCAUUUUGUACGCGGUGUACGCUCUACCGCAGCUGGACGAGGAAGCAGCUGCUGACGCUGCGGUGCUGGAAGCUGCGGCUGCUGAUGCACGUGAUAAGGCGAAAAAGUUGUUCGAGACGGACUCGGCACCAGAGACUGAGGGUAUGGAGAAUGAAAAGAGCAAGACGCUGAUUGACGAGGUGGCAUUUACUACAACGAGUAUGGAGACAUUGUCGGCGGUGGUUGAGGAAGCAUCUGAGGACGUGGACGAUAUGAAGGAAGAGAAGGUGGAAGUGAAGAAGGAGCCUGUAGUUGACGAGUAAGGGAUGUGGCAGUCGUGAUUGCCCGAUCUUCUCUUAGGGAUUGAAAUCGAACGGAAAGAACCACGUGGUUUUCAGCUGAGUUGUUUUAUUGAAGCGCGAACGGCAAAGGAGGAGAAGCUCGGUUGGUACACGGUGCAUUUUUUUUAAUUGCAAUACAUAUGAAAGGUGGAGACAGCGAUUGCCUUCAGACCUGACGAUGA
Molecule: messenger RNA, 575 nt
Organism: Phytophthora infestans T30-4
Lineage: Eukaryota; Oomycota; Peronosporomycetes; Peronosporales; Peronosporaceae
Exons: 1
Coding region: 1-375 (124 amino acids)
Source: RefSeq, a predicted model, not a curated record